This is a messenger RNA of Brassica napus (rape), 723 nucleotides long. RefSeq lists its product as uncharacterized. The transcript has 2 exons. The coding region runs from base 1 to 723 and encodes 240 amino acids. The record is from RefSeq and is a predicted model, not a curated record. NCBI's taxonomy places the organism in Eukaryota, Viridiplantae, Streptophyta, Magnoliopsida, Brassicales, Brassicaceae.
AUGGAGGACUGCGUCGCACUAAAGAUCGAGGUCAACAAGCUGCUUAGGAAAGGGAACCUCAGGGAGUUCCUUUUCGAGAAGGCCAAGAGCCAUCUAAGCAAGGAUACAAUGGGUAAGCCCACUGAAGCUGCUCCCGAAAUCAGCGGCAUAAGCCAUGCAGCUGCGAAGAAAAGCACCUGGAACGCCAAGCACGGCCUAGAGACAUCCAAGCCGAAACGCCUGCUCCUAGGAACAGACGAGAUAAGCUUCACGGCCAAGGAGCAAGAGAAAGUCCUCAUUCCACAUCAUGACGCCCUGGUUAUCUCGCUUAUUGUAGCAAUCUGCCUGGUUAAAAGGAUACUGGUAGAUAAUGGAAGCUCCGGCAACAUCAUCUUCCAGGCCGCAUACAAGGAUCUGGGGCUGGAGGAAGGCGCUCUAACUCAGAGGAUAACCCCCCUUAUAAUGUUCAUCGGGGAAGUCAAACAAACCGCCGGGGAGGUAACCCUCCCCGUAUACGCCGAAGGAAUCAACAUGUCAAACAUGUUCCUUGUUGUUGAUUGCGAUUCAUCUUACAACAUGAUCUUAGGACGGCCCUGGAUUCAUGCAAUGGGGGCCGUCCCCUCGACUCUUCACCAAAUGGUGAAAUUCCCUACACCCUGGGGCAUAAAGGCGAUCAGAGGGUAUCAUGAAUAUUUCCGCUCCUGCUAUCAGACCACUCUGAAGGGAAAGACCAAGGCCUUAUAG